Messenger RNA from Osmerus eperlanus (European smelt), 2082 nucleotides. It is a transcript of the gene irx5b, whose product is annotated as iroquois homeobox 5b. Gene Ontology annotation, cellular component: nucleus. Bases 268 to 1587 code for a protein of 439 amino acids. The transcript is spliced from 3 exons. Gene Ontology annotation, biological process: cell development; regulation of transcription by RNA polymerase II; neuron differentiation. Lineage: Eukaryota; Metazoa; Chordata; Actinopteri; Osmeriformes; Osmeridae. The record is from RefSeq and is a predicted model, not a curated record. Gene Ontology annotation, molecular function: RNA polymerase II cis-regulatory region sequence-specific DNA binding; DNA-binding transcription factor activity, RNA polymerase II-specific.
UCUCAAUUUCCAGGAUCUGGCAGGGUGACAUUCGCAACGCGUUGCGCUCGCGAGCUGCUGUCGACUAACCAACUGGCAGCUCCAAAAAUCUAACAAGCAGAAACCGUUUGAAAUGGUACUUACAUGAUUGAAUUUGUCACACUUAAACGUGCACAUUGAGGGAAAAUCAGAAUCUUCAGAUGUGUUUUUCUUAAUGCUUAUCUCGUCUGUGUGCGCGUCUUGGGCGAAAGCGCACUAGUCCAGAGUGGAUAACUUUUGGAAGUCACUAUGGCGUAUCCUCAGGGCUUUCUGUUCCAGCCGUCGGUUUCGCUGGCUCUACAUUCCUGCCCCACGUUUAGUCCGAGUAUGUUGUUAGGACCAAGGACAGAGGAACUUGGACGGUUGUCUUCAGGAUCAGCUUUCGCGCCGUAUGCCGGAUCUGCGUUCAAUAGUUCGUCGCCUGGUUUCAACUCUCACCUUCAGUACAGCGGGGAGCCUAGAACUGCAGCUUCAUUGAAUUCGUUUGUGGGUUCUGCAUAUGAUCCGUCGUCAGGAAUCACCGGUUCUUUAGAAUAUCACCCUUUUGGUGGGGCCCUAGGGCCUUAUGCAUAUGGAGACCCAGCAUACCGUAAAAAUGCAACAAGAGAUGCGACGGCAACUCUCAAAGCAUGGCUAAACGAACACCGCAAGAACCCGUACCCGACCAAGGGCGAGAAGAUCAUGCUGGCCAUCAUCACCAAAAUGACUCUGACCCAAGUAUCCACCUGGUUCGCAAACGCCAGGAGGCGGUUAAAGAAAGAGAAUAAAAUGACAUGGACCCCCAGGAACAGAAGUGAAGAUGAGGAGGAGGAUGACAACAUUGACCUGGAGAGAAAUGAUGAGGAUGAAGAACCGCUAAAACACCCUGAGGAAACUGGGUCUAAAGAAACAGUUGGACACCACCCAAGUCCGGGGGGAAUCGCUUCUGAGAAAUACCAGGAGGACAGUAACAUGGACCACGUUGCGCCAACAGAUUCGGAUAUAAAAGACCAUGGUGAUAGGAGGCUGUCUGAAAGACUGGGGCCUGUGUCAGAGUCCCCCCAGACUGUGCAACUUGGAGUGGAGAGGAUAUCAGAGUCACUCAGCCCUGCCAGUCCAUCACCGAGGCGCACCUUUGAUCCUAUUCCGAGCAAUGCAGCCUCGGUCAUUCACGCACCCCCUUCUGCCCCCAAACCCAAACUGUGGUCGCUCGCUGAAAUUGCAACUUCGUCGGACAAAUGUAAAGGAAUUAGCGACACUUCCCAGACCAUGGGAAUUGGACAUCGCGCUGACAUCACCGUGCGUGCUGCCUCACCAUCGCGGGCCUUUCCUCACAGUGCGGCGCUCUCUAGACACGUUUAUUACACGUCCCCGCUCUUCACGGGUUACUCGAACUAUGGCGCUUUUGGACACCUCCACAGUAACCCCGGACAAACCUCCCAUACAGCGACGCAGUUAAACGGAAUACAUCAAACAAUGUUACAGAGAGCAGAGGCUAUGGCGAGAGACAGUAAAGUCAGGAGUCAAACUCAGCUUGAUAUUUGUAAAGAUUUAACAUACGAACUAAAGAAAGGUAUGACACAUAUUUAACAUGCAAUACAUCUGGUAAGAUAAUUAGACAUCUAUUUAUUACAACACACUAGAAAACGUAAGUGGCGGGGAAAUGAUAUUGGGCCUGUUUAGCUUUGAAUGUCAAACGAAACAUUCAUAAGGAAUAGCUUUUUAUACACAGGUUAAAAAAAACGUUAUUUAGGAAUUUAAAAAUGCUAUUGAAUCAUUAGGCUUUGUAUUUUCAGAGGAUGUUGUGUUAUUCGGUUAGUCUGCUGCAUUCCUACAUUGCAUUGCAUUGCAUUGCUACAAAGCGCUGUGAAGAAUUAUUAAUUAAAGAUAGUUUUAUAAUGGACAACUGACCACUGCUACUCCAAACAGUUUUUUUCCAUAAUCGUUCAGAAUGUAUAUGCCAAGUAAAGAACCACAUCUUAUUUCGAGCCAGCAAGUGCUCUGGGUAUUCGUUUAAACUCGGUAAAAUCGCAAAUAUCAUCCAUGUAAUUUAACGUCUUUAAAUGUAGUUAUUUUAGAGUAGGC